Messenger RNA from Alosa sapidissima (American shad), 2693 nucleotides. RefSeq names its product G-protein coupled receptor 12. Lineage: Eukaryota; Metazoa; Chordata; Actinopteri; Clupeiformes; Clupeidae. Gene Ontology annotation, biological process: G protein-coupled receptor signaling pathway. Gene Ontology annotation, molecular function: G protein-coupled receptor activity. The record is from RefSeq and is a predicted model, not a curated record. The transcript is spliced from 2 exons. Gene Ontology annotation, cellular component: membrane. Bases 551 to 1546 code for a protein of 331 amino acids.
UCUACAUUCUAGCUCUAAUUUGAGUCGAUUAGGCAUUUCUAUUAGCUGUAUGCACUCUAUUUUUGACUGAUCGAUAUUGCUAGGCUCAGUCGUCAGUAUUAGCCUCUAUAUCUUUCAGGACAUGUCGAAGAUCACAGGCUGUGAAUUAUCUGGCCGCUCAAGAAUGAGGAGAACAUUUGACGUCAAUUGUGAGAUGCAACCUCAGGACCAAUAGGGUAGGCACAACCAAGAGACACAGACUAUAGACUACCAAUAUCCUCAGCAUAGCGACAGCCCAAGGCUGUGCGCUCCUCCCGUGAGAAAGAGAUGAAAACAACAUUAAUAUCAGUUAAUACAACAACGGGCAAAGACGUGCUUUGAAGGGAUAAGGUGGCGGAGAUUCGUUUCGUUCCGCCUCUGUGAGCGUGCCUCUCUCUCUUUUUCUCUCCCUUUCUCUGCGACUCCAUCUUCCUUCCAAGAGGUUGUCACGGAAUGCACAGGGGUUUCUUUGAAAGACCGUCAUUUCGCCACUUGAUGGGAGUGACAUGGAGGCUCGCGCGGCAGCUCUGCAAUGAUUCACUCUCAUGCCGCAACAAUGAGUAACCAACUCUACAACACCUCUUCAUUGAUCUUCACUGUUGAAGAGAGUAGGAACGACUCUCCCACCCUCACGACGGAGCUGCGGCCGGUCGCUGUCAACCCCUGGGACGUUGUCGUGUGUGUGGCAGGGACGCUGGUGUCCUUCGAGAAUGCGGUAGUGAUCGCCUUAAUAGUUUACACACCCACGCUGCGAGCGCCUAUGUUCGUGCUCAUCGGUAGUCUGGCAUUCGCAGACAUGCUCGCGGGCUUGGGGCUCAUCCUGAAUUUCGUAGUCACCUACAUGCUGGACACGGGGCUGGUGACGCUUCUGUCCGCCGGACUGCUCAUCACCGCGUUCUCUGCCUCCGUGCUCAACAUCUUGGCCAUCACCGUGGACCGGUAUCUGUCGCUCUACAACGCGCUCACCUAUCACACGGAGCGCACAGUGACUUUCACCUACGUCACGCUGAUUCUCAUCUGGCUGACUAGCGCCGCUCUGGGUUCGCUGCCGAUCUUUGGAUGGAACUGCCUGGAUGAUGAGGCGAAUUGCAGCAUCUGCCGGCCCAUCAACAAAAACAACGCCGCCGCGUUGGCGGUGUCUUUCCUUCUCGUCUUCGCGCUCAUCCUGCAACUGUACCUGCAGAUCUGUAAGAUCGCGUUCCGGCACGCACAACAAAUAGCGGUGCAGCACUUUAUGACUACCUCUCACGCGUCCUCCACCACCAAAGGGGUAUCCACUCUCUCCAUCAUCCUCGGGACGUUUGCACUCUGUUGGGUCCCUUUCGCCAUGUACUCCCUGGUGGCAGACAGCAGGUAUCCUGCCAUGUACGCGUAUCUCACCGCGCUCCCUGCCAUUUGCCACUCCUUCAUCAACCCUAUUAUAUACGCAUUCAGAAACCCAGACAUCCAACGGUCUUUGAGACUCGCCUGUUGUGGAUGCCUGCCCCAUAGUUUCACCAUGCGCCCAAGGACACCAAGUGAUGUGUAGAUAUCUAACCUGUUCUAAAACACACACACACACACACACCCUUCAAUGAUCCAUGUAUUGUAACUGGAAACGAGAAUGCAUAGGUCUGGUUAUGAUUCCAACUGCGUUUUAUGGUUAAUAUUUAAUGUAUUUAUGUAUCAGAGUCACCUUUUAGUUUUGUACAUUUGCAUACUUUCCAUUGUGCACCAUACAGGAACUGGGAGUUUACUUAGGAAAUAUUACUUGAUUUUAAUGUGCGCUGUCUUCUCGGAGCCCAAGGUUUGUGAAGAAUGUAAUGUAGACCCCCAUUGUUGGUGUAGUUGGUGGUCAGUACACAUAUCACUGUGAAUGGAGCUGCACAUCAACUUGCUUCUCUCAUCACACAUAGAUAUUUAAGACUAUCUUCCACAGAUGAUGGUGAUUUUAUUAUAUAGGUGUAUUAUAUAGGCGAUAAUUCAAAAGAUGAUUGUGUGUGUCUCUCCACACAGCUAUGAGUGGAUAAAGAUAUUGUAGGAUAAAAUGGCCUUUUCAUGGGAAAAGUAGAAGUAAAAAAAAAAUAUGAAUAAUAAGCACUAUCUUGAUCAUAUCUUUAGAUAAAUCACAACCUCAGACUAUUAGUGGUGAACUAAGACCUAGCCUAAGAAAUCUUUAAGUACCAUGGACAGCGGAUUGCAUACAGUUACCACUCAAGGCCUGUGUUGGAUGCUGAGUAUUCCCCUCACACUGAGGAUAGCUGGUGAGAAACUAUCAAGGAAAUGCCAGAUGCAGCAGUCCUGAUCAAUAAUUCAUAGUUAAGGGGGAAACAGCUCAUUCGCAGCCGACUAAAACAGCUUAAAACAUAGUCAGGCAGUGUCACCAAAUGCAUUUUUUACAAGUUUUGCACAAUUAUUGGCGAUCAUACCAUUCUCUGGUGGAACAGUUGCAGUGCUUCACACAAACACUGGCAAAGAUAACGUGUGCAUUUUUUCUGUAUAUUCAACUAAGUUACAUCUAAAUUUAGGAGUAUAAAAACUAUCACAUAUUGGCCUUUUAACAGUACAUGUUAGGCAGGCCUGGCAAUCAUUGAAUCAUCAUCGCCCAGUUUUGCCCUGUAUUGCAAGAUGCAUUGCAAAAUGUUUUCUUGAGCCUAUUUUGAACUGAUGGAUUUUAAAAAAAACUGAUGGAUAUU